AUGGAAAACGAUUGGAAAACGAAGUUAAUUAAGCUUCUGAAAGAGAAUAGCGACUCUUCGGGGCUCCUUCAUCCUGAAUAUAUGCAAUUAGCUACUUUACCAUCUGAAGGAGACAAGUAUCCUCGUAAUCGUACUGUAGCAAUUCGUGGAUUCUUGAAUUCUGGAUGGGAAAUUGAUAAGAAUGAUUUAGACACAGAUUUACUUGUGUUUUCGACUGACGUGGAAUCGCAAAAAGCAAAGGAUAUUUCCCUUCGUCAAGCAAAGUCAACACCGACGGGUCCCAUGCACAAUACCUUUGAACUUUGUAGUUGGCUUCCUAAAACAAUGCAACAGGUUCGCCUAUGGGGUCAAAUUUGGUUUUAUACUCCUGAUCUCGCGGAGAAGAAUGAGUUUCCCAGAGAGGAUCUCUUAACCUCACAUUUAAGCCGACAUAAAAAACGUAUACCUCAGGAAUGGUCUUGGGAAGAAGAGCGUCGUCGCAUUUGGGAGCACCACAGCCCUACCAUGCGCUCUUCAUUUGCAAAUCCUGUCACAUAUAGCAAUUAUCAAGGGGAGGUCCCCGUGGUACCGCUUCCUGUUACUUUAACUGGUAAAGAAGAUGCAAUGGUUGCAAACCGUUGGGAAACUGCCUGGAAACGCUUUGGCCUGGUUAUAUGUGACGUCCAAGGUGUUGAAUUUCUCGACUUAAACCCUCCUCCCGGAAAGCGCGUAAUUUAUGAGAAAAGUUUGGAAUCAGGGGAAUGGUCUCAAGAGCGCGUAAGUGCUUAA
Molecule: messenger RNA, 768 nt
Organism: Schizosaccharomyces octosporus yFS286
Lineage: Eukaryota; Fungi; Ascomycota; Schizosaccharomycetes; Schizosaccharomycetales; Schizosaccharomycetaceae
Exons: 1
Coding region: 1-768 (255 amino acids)
Molecular function (GO): FMN binding
Source: RefSeq, a predicted model, not a curated record